Molecule: messenger RNA, 5659 nt
Organism: Labeo rohita (rohu)
Lineage: Eukaryota; Metazoa; Chordata; Actinopteri; Cypriniformes; Cyprinidae
Product: zinc finger CCHC domain-containing protein 24
Exons: 4
Coding region: 159-830 (223 amino acids)
Molecular function (GO): nucleic acid binding; zinc ion binding
Source: RefSeq, a predicted model, not a curated record
UAUGCGGUUUAACUUUUUCCUCCUCAGAGCUGCGCGAACCGUCCCGUCUUGUCAUUCCGCAACAAUGGGCUCAGUGUGAAGCGACAGCAGUGCCAGAGUCUGGCACACAUCGACAAACACCAUCUUUUUUAUUCGAACUGGAUUUAUCCAUAAGGAAGAUGAGUUUGGUUUCGGCUCUGGACGCGAUGUAUCAACCCGCGCAACUUUUGAACUGGGUUUAUCUGUCGCUGCAGGAGUCUGAGAGCAACGCGGAGUCUGAUGGGAACCACAGCAUCAAACCCGCAGCGGAGGAUCUGGAUUCACAUCUGAACUCCAGCAUCAUCAGCAGCUUCAUUCAUGAACGCACGGAGACUCUGUGUAGCCGCUUAUAUAAGGGCUCGUCUCCCUACGGCUCUUUAAACAACAUCGUCGAGGGUUUGAGUUUACUGACGGACAGUUUCUGUGACCUUUCGCUGACCUCUGAACCCAGAAAGCCCUGCAAGAAACCUCCGCCCAACUACCUGUGCCAUCUGUGCUUCAAUAAGGGCCACUACAUCAAAGACUGUCCACAGGCUCGUCCUAAAGGAGAAGGUCUGACGCCGUAUCAGGGUAAGAAGAGGUGUUUCGGCGAGUACAAGUGUCCCAAAUGCAAGAGGAAAUGGAUGAGUGGAAACUCAUGGGCGAACAUGGGGCAGGAGUGCAUCAAAUGCCACAUCAACGUCUAUCCUCACAAACAGCGUCCUUUGGAGAAACCUGACGGUCUGGACGUGUCGGACCAGAGCAAAGAACAUCCUCAGCAUCUGUGUGAGAAGUGUAAGGUGCUCGGAUAUUACUGCCGUCGCGUUCAGUGACCUCCGACCCCCAAAAACGCCCGUCACGUCCUCAUCACCUCGCUUUAAUUUGACAGUAUUCACUCAUUCCUAACUGUGCUCCAGGUAUAUUCAAAUGAAAUGUUGUCAGCAAUGUUUGUGCAUGUAGGGGUGUGCGAUAUAUAUUGUCUGCGAUAAUGUCGUAAUUUAGUUUUAACGAUGUUCAAUUUGACAUUAUCGAGUAUUUUGCAAAAACAAUUCAAAACACCUACAGAGUGCAGGGCACGCAUUACGUGAAGUCUAGACUAGACUUUAAAGGGGUCCUAUUAUGCUCUUUUACAAAGUGUUGAUUUUGUUUUGGGGGUGUACUAGAACAUGCUUUCAUGCUUGGUGGUUUGAAAAACGCAUUAUUUUUAACAUAAUUUACAUUAUUACAAUACAUUUCUCCCAGCCUGGCACAUAAGGCUCAAUUAGUUCCAGGUUUAAUGAAGGCCCGCCUUCCGAAAAACUAAAUGUGUUGUGAUUGGUUAGCUUUCCCACUGAUUGGCGAUUGAUUGGCGAACAGCUUAGAAGGUGUUUCAGUACUGCCACGCCCCUUGUCGAAGAAGCAAUUUCCGUGUACAACUGUUAGCGCAAGCUAGAUUAAAGUGAUUCUUAUGUUUUAAAUAUGGAUAUUUUUCUUACAAAAACGCAUCGAUUUACUACCUAUAUUAACCCCCUGGAGCCUUGUGAGGCAAAUUUUAUUAUAGAUGGAUGCAUAUUAUUGGACUUGUUUUGGACUGAUGAGGAGAAACACCCGUCUAUGCCGUUCUAAAGCUUGGGAGUGUCAGGAUAAAUUUUAAUAUAACUCCGAUUGCAUUCGUCUGAAAGAAGGAAGUCAUAUACACCUAGGAUGCAUGGAGGGUGAGUAAAUAAUAUGCUACAGUAGUGUUGGGUCCUGUCGUCAGCCUGCGAGAUCACCGAUACAUGAUAUUAUCGUGCUAAUGUAUUUAAUUAUUUACAUACUUAGUUUCAUUGUCCGAAACCAGCUCCAGAAUAAGACUAAAAGCAGCCUAACAUUAUCAAAGGACUUCGUCACUGAUUAGCCUAGCCUAUUCUAGUGCAAGUUUUAAAGGGGUCAUCGGAUGCCCAUUUUCCACAAGUUGAUAUGAUUCUUUAGGGUCUUAAUAAAAAGUCUAUAAUAUACUUUGGUUAAAAAUUCUCAAUGGUUGUGUAAAACAACAUCCUUUUUACCUUGUCAAAAUCAGCUCUGCAAAAAUCAUCCCAUUCUGGUCGAGGCUGCUUUAAAUGCAAAUGAGCUCUGCUCGCCCCGCCCCUCUCUGCUUACUGUGGAGAGACGAGCCUGUUUACUUUAGCUGCGUUUUGCCACUAAACUUGCUAACUAGCUCAUUAUUAGGUAAGGCGAUUGCAAAGAUUCAUAAAAAAAACCCUUUUACUCACUUCUGCUGUAAGUGAAGCUGGAUCACAAAUGAUUCGUGUGAACAUGGACGGAUAUAUGUAGAUCAGUAGGCGCAUUCCCUUCACAAACAAACGUAAUCCACUGCAUCUUUAGCAGCUCAGAUGUCUGGAGUAAAUGACAGCCACUACGUUCAUUAUUACAUCCAGCAACACCUCAAUUGCUCAAUUCUUGUCUAACUUACAUCCCUGCUCCAGCAUCCAAACAUGAAAGUUGGACUGUUACAGCUGAUCUGAGGUAAAACGCUCAUGUCAAUCGACUAUCGUGGGAGCGGCCUCUGUGGGUGUGACGCCACAACAACAGGCAUCUGAGAAGGGCUCAAUUUGAAAAAGGGAAUAUUAUUUUUACAGAUUAAUUAAAAACCACUGCAUGGAUUUUUAUCAUUAUAGGGUAGAUUUGUACAUACACUGACAACACACAUUAAUGUUCAAACAACAUGUAAAAGUGAACUUAGCAUCCGAUGACCCCUUUAAAAAACACUCACGUUAUAAGUGAAGCUAUCUACACUGUAUGAUGAAUAAAUCUCUUACCACACACUGCACACGUCUGCGGCGCGUUACUGCUCUGAAGCGGCCACUCUAGUCAGUGCUCGUGUUUAUACCCGCUACGCCACGGCUCGUUGAACCCCACCUCGUCCCUACCCUCCCGCCAACAAUUCGAAUUUCCAUGGGCGGGAUUUAAUUUAAUGAUAUUCUAAUUGGCCGCGUUGUGACAUCUUUGCAUGCCGAAAACAAACGUUGUAGUCCAAAGGAGCUGUUUGUUGUAGUUCUUGAAAAGGGAUUUUUAAAAACGAAAUAUCUCCUUUUGGAGUGGACUUUGAGAUUUGUAACUUUGUAGAUCUUUUUUAUGCCCAAAGAUACACACCACACACUGACUAAAAUUCAAAAAGUGAAAAAGCAUAAUAGCACCCCUUUAACAAUGCGUUCUUUCACUGCAUAAUUCAGUCUAUUACAAUAAAUUUAGAAUGGUCACAAAUUCAAAACAUGGGAACAGAAAAUGUAUAGUUUAUUCCACUUCAUGUAGUUAAUCAAUAUCAAUAUCAAUAUAGCGUGCCAUUUUCUUCUUCAAAAAUGACUGCGAUUGCAAAUGUGAUAUUGAUUUUUACAACAGUUCAAAAGACAAGAAUUAAGAUACUUACGUUUUAGACACUAUAUUGCCUGUUUUUGCUUGAUUUCGCCAACAAAAAUCAUUCCAAACACAGUAACAGCACUGUUUUGCAUCUUUGAGUAUCAUGACGGUGUUCGUUCCUGAAUGAAUCAACCGUUCAAAUGAUUCGGUUCAAUCGCAAUGACUCACUUAUUAACUUAUUACUGGCGAUUUUACUUUCACAUUUAAAGUAUCUUUUUAUUAUUUAAAUAAUUUCAAAUAUCAGUAUUCAACGUUUUAUGUUUAAAAUAUCAAGACAUUAUUUGUGCAUUUGUAACUACAGGUUAAAUGCAUUCAUGCCCUGCAUUAAAAAGUGUGUAAAUACAUCUAAAUGCCACUUCAGAUGCAGCUUUUGUAUUUCCUGUGCAUUGCAAAGACAAACUUUGCUGAUACUGAUUUAAUUUGCUUGGUAACAGCCCAAAUGUAAGAAUUUGACUCAAAAGAUAAUGCGUACUUUUAGAAAAAAAAUGGCUUUUUAAAGGUUAAAAUGCCCAUAAAUGGUAAAAAUCAAUUUAAACUUAUUGGAAAAGAUUCAUUUCUAAUCAGUGUGAACUGAACACCACACAGAACAAUAUCAAAAAAUGUAGGAGUCAGCUGUCCAUGAUACCAGCACAAUAAUACACUCAGCAAAAUAUUGUCUAAUUAUUGUUAUCUAUAAAAUCCCAGAAAAUAUUGAGAUAUUAUUUUUUGUUAAUAUUGCACACCCCUAUGUGCAUGUCAUACAAUACAAUCUGUAUUAAAAAUCAUUUAAAUUGACCCUUAAUUCUCAUUUAACAUAUUUUAAUACAUCAUUCAGACUGAUAUUUGAUAUCAGGUUAGUUGCUGUGAAUUCACAUGAUGUGAAAAUGUGAAAUAUUUCUCUAAAGCAUUUCAUAAAACACAUUUCAGGGCAAUAUUUUACCGACAGGGCAUCAAUGUCAAAUGAAUUCGAUGUAAAGUCUGGACUAUUGAAAACUCUGUACUGUCACUGACUCAUUCCUGUUUUUCAGAACCCGUUUAACUUUUUAAAAAUAAAUACUCAGUAUUUACACAAUAAUGCAGUGAAGUGGUAUUCAAAGAUCUGAUGUUAAUCACUGAGUGAGAGAUCGACACAAAAUCCACUGAUAAUCAAACACUCACUGUUUGUGCUGCUAAUUUCCCUCCAAAAUGAUGUCACUUCCUGUAGGGGGUGAUGUCAUCAGGGAAAUUUGAAUUUACAAAAGACUAACAGAAUGGAAAGUGAUAUUGAGGACAUGAAAAAAACUAUAAAUUGAUUAAUAAUUAAGAAAUAAUGUUGGGAUUCAAACAUGUUAAUUACAAAAAGGAAAAAGGACAUUUCUAAAUUGUCAGUAGUUUUUUUUUUAAGAUUUAAAAUUCACCUCGUAAGAACUUUAUUUGAAUUAUUAUAAUCAGUGAAAACUACUAUGUUUUGCAUUUUUAAAUUGUGAUUUUCCAGCAUAAAUAAUGGUGAUGAGAAUAUACUUCAUGACCUGAUCAGCCUUCUGCUUAUUAAAUGCAUUAAUAUCUAUGAAAUAUUCUCAUUUCGAUGCUGUAUAAGCUACGGUUUGUCAGUGUAGUUGCCCAAAAAGCUUUCCAAAUAAUUCCAACGCCGUAGGAUGUUUUUAACAAUGCUGUUUUUGUGAAUCAUUGAUUUUUAAUGAAGCUCUUAUUUUCUACAUUUUGCAUAUUGUGUGAUUUUAUAAUGCAUUAAUCAAGUGCCUGUUUAUCACAAUGAUAUCUGUGUAUUUGGGUCAAAAUAUGAACAAUAAUAGUGAAAGCAAUAGAGAUCAGAACAUUAAGAAGUUUACUUCGUUAAUUAAUGUGAUGUUUAUUCUGUUCUGAAUGAAGUCUGUGCCUGUGCUUUUGAAAAAAAGUGCCUCAAAAUGCAUCUGAAAGACGCACAGAUGAUAAAAAUAGGUGUGAGUGGUCUGAAAGGAUAAAAUCUAAUGUUGAAAAUGAAUACCAGAAGUAUUACUUUUAUGGUCUUUUGAAAUAUCUAUUGCUGAAUCUGCAUGUGCAUGUGUGUUUUCAAAUGUAAAACCAGUUUUUAAGACUGAAGUGCAUUUGGUUUGAAGCACAGAAGUGUGAAUGCAGAUUCAUACACGAGGUUCAUUUCAUCUAAAUGGUUGAAGAUCUUAUUAAAGCACUGCAUGAAUGAAUGACAGUAAAUCAGACUGUGAAAUAUUAUGAUCAUAUGAAGGCAAUGUGCCAUUAAUAACCUGUGAAACACAGAAAUGUGCCUUAUAUUCCUUUUUUUAAGAGCAGAUCAAACUGUAAAUACAAAUAAACU